This is a messenger RNA of Sclerotinia borealis F-4128, 525 nucleotides long. Lineage: Eukaryota; Fungi; Ascomycota; Leotiomycetes; Helotiales; Sclerotiniaceae. The record is from the annotation of a GenBank genome assembly.
AUGACCUCGGGCGGCGCCGUAUGGGACGCUAUGUUGGCUCAUCAUAAUCCCUUCUCAAGAACUGUCUUGAGUUUUGCUUCUAUAUGGAAGUGGGCUUGGCAAUUGGUGCUUAUUCCGAGCCCGGCCAUACAGGAAUUGUGCUCAAGCACGGUAGUACCAGUACGUCAUAAAGAGCCAACAAGCAAACGAGAUUCAAGGCAACUGACAUUACGUCACAAGACUGCCGAAGAAACUAGAUACUCCAACACCAUACCAAAGAAACCGAAGAAAACAAAUCGCAAAUCAGAUGCGCAAACUUUAAAAAACUCCUCCAGGACCUGCAGAGCCAUUGCUCUUCGCCAGGAUUUACACCAUUUUGUUCGUAAAACUCCAUAUCCAUCCGUAAAGAACAACCAACGUGCGAAGCUUGAUCCUGUUGCCAGGUGGUAUAUUCAACUUCGUAACUCCAUUGCCAUGCCACAAGCCAGUAGCAUGAACCCUUUGAAAGAACUCCAGCCUAAAUGGAAUCAUUUCUGCGAAGUCUAA